CGCGGUAUGACAGUGACGAGCUCCAUCUCGCACAAGAACGCUAUCUCGGGGGGCGUCAGCCCCGGCGGAAGAGGUAAUGCCAUGUUGCAACGCGUAAUAUCGGGGACUUCAAGUUGUUUGUCCAAGUUUUGAGAUGCACGACGCGCCCGGACCGCGACUAUUGCUUGGGCAGUCAACCAAAGAAGACUGAUGCCUCUACUACUCGAGGCGUGGGCUUUGCCCAGCGCCAUUGUAUUCAUUGUGUACAUCACCACUAUAUGGUAUGGAGAAGUGCUACAUGAAGUUCCAAACCCUUACCUGGAUGAGUACUUCCAUGUUCCCCAAGCCCAGAAGUACUGCAAAGGCGACUACUCAUGGGAUCCGAAGAUCACCACUCCACCUGGCCUCUACUUGGUCUCCAAAUUAUCGAAACCAUUAUUGGGCUGCGAAACAUCCUCCUUGCGCAUUUUGAACGCCGAAGCUCUUUGUAUCAUCAUGAUUAUGAGCUAUGGUAUUCUGCGUCUACUUCGAAAGCGUCAGAACCCAGGCAAGAGCUUGCAGGAGGACGAAAACAUUGCAGAGCGCGACUCUGCUGUGAGAGACCCUACCUUCGUGGUUGACGUUCACUCCGCUCUUAACAUUGCACUCUUCCCCCCUCUCUUCUUCUUCUCUGCGUUGUACUACACAGAUGUGAUGUCAACUCUGGCGGUACUAUUCGCAUAUAGUGCAUAUCUGACGAGUUCGAUGUCAAAGCGAACUGUCGUGGGAAUGAUCAGUGCAGUAGCACUGGGAGUUUUUGCACUUCUGUUUCGACAAACCAACAUCUUUUGGGUGGCUGUGUUCCCCGCUGGGCUUGCGGUCAUCGACACACUGAAGAAAGACGCGCCGGCAACUAUCUCAACAAGUUCAGACCUUAGGUCAGCUGUACAGACCAGUUGGAACGAUGGUGCAAUCUAUGACAGUCAUGUUCAAGACGCGGGUCUCCAUGAUGUUGUCAUGUUUCUGCUGUCUGUGGUGGUUGCAGCCAUACGGAAACCUUUGGUCGUACUCAAGAUCACCUUACCAUAUAUCACCCUUCUAUUUCUGUUCACUGGAUUUGUAAUCUGGAACGGCAGUGUUGUCCUUGGGGACAAAUCAGCCCACACGGCUACUAUUCAUCUUCCUCAGAUGCUCUACAUCUGGCCUUACAUUACGUUCUUCUCGGCACCACUAUUAAUUGGACCCCUGCUCAGACCUGCUGUCACUUUCUUACCGAGACGUCUCCGGAUAUUGUGCCAUGAAUAUCUCAACAUCUCUUACUACGGAAUCCCGACAACUGCAACGACUGCGUUCUUCAUAGCCGGCAGCUUCCUUGCAGUCCAUUUCAAUACCAUCAUUCACCCGUAUACCUUGGCCGACAACCGACACUUUGUUUUCUACGUCUUCAAGGUGCUUCGACUAUACCCCACGUUGAAGUACCUUGCAGUCCCAGUAUACUAUCCGGUCUCACCUGAGAAGGAGCAAACACCAAUGGAGAAAAGUAAAGCCAGUCUUACAAAAGACAACGCUGAUCGCCCUACUUGUCAGAUAAGCUUCGUCAUUGUGUGGCUAGUGACCACUGCGCUCUCACUCAUUACUGCUCCACUAGUAGAGCCUCGUUAUUUCAUCAUUCCAUGGAUAAUCUGGCGGCUGCAUGUACCCUGCAACCAAGCUGCAAUGUCGAACAGCAGAGGGUUUGACGUACGUAUGGUCUUGGAGACUGUUUGGCUGCUCGCUAUUAAUGCGGCUGUCUCGAAUACUUUCUUGUAUCGUACAUUCACGUGGUCCAGUGAGCCUGGUAACUUGCAGAGGUUCAUUUGGUAG
Molecule: messenger RNA, 1821 nt
Organism: Alternaria alternata
Lineage: Eukaryota; Fungi; Ascomycota; Dothideomycetes; Pleosporales; Pleosporaceae
Exons: 7
Coding region: 190-1821 (543 amino acids)
Biological process (GO): protein N-linked glycosylation; dolichol-linked oligosaccharide biosynthetic process
Cellular component (GO): endoplasmic reticulum
Molecular function (GO): dolichyl pyrophosphate Glc2Man9GlcNAc2 alpha-1,2-glucosyltransferase activity
Source: RefSeq, a predicted model, not a curated record